Molecule: messenger RNA, 783 nt
Organism: Fusarium keratoplasticum
Lineage: Eukaryota; Fungi; Ascomycota; Sordariomycetes; Hypocreales; Nectriaceae
Exons: 3
Coding region: 1-783 (260 amino acids)
Source: RefSeq, a predicted model, not a curated record
AUGGCACUGGGUGGGGAGCCUCUACUUGGCUCUGUCGCGAAUUUUGAGGGUCGCGUGUUAGACGUUGGCACAGGCAACGGAUGGUGGGCGAUCGACAUGGCAGAUGAUUGUCCUCGUGCAGAUGUGAUUGGGAUCGACCUGAGCCCCAUCCAACCUGAAUACGUACCAGUCAAUUGCAGAUUUAUCAUCGAUGAUUUUGAAACAUCAUACGAUUUCGUCUUUGCUUGUUCUGAUUACUACCCAGAUGUUAUUCACUGCCGCACUAUGGUCAUGGCUAUCUAUGAUUGGACACGAUUUAUUGCGUGGAUCAAGAGGGAGUUGGAACCCGGGGGCUUGGUGGAGUUUCAGGAGCUACUAUGGUGCCCAUGUAUCCAAGACGGUGGUAUCAUCAAGCCUUACACAGGACCACUAGCAGAAUUCUUUCAGACACUAGCUCAGGCAUUUGGUGCCGUCGGAAUCAGUCUUGAUGCACCGCGAUAUCUACGGACCGGGCUCGAGCUGUCUGGUUUCAAGGAUGUGUCUCAGCAAGACUUUCUCAUCCCUCUGGGGAAGUGGCCAAACGACCCCAAACUCAAAGACAUGGGGGCCCUUUUCUACUACUUUCUGCUGGUGGCAAUCGAGCCCUUGUCGAGCCGAGUCCUUCGCCGCGGGCUCAACUAUAGCCCGAGCGAGGCCAAACUGUGGGCUGAGCGAUUCAAGAAAACGCUGAAAGAGUCACUCCGAGAGCUUGUUUUCUUCCAGUUCAUUGUUGUUCACGGCCGGAAGUACAGAGCUAUACAGUAA